Molecule: messenger RNA, 1318 nt
Organism: Trichomycterus rosablanca
Lineage: Eukaryota; Metazoa; Chordata; Actinopteri; Siluriformes; Trichomycteridae
Gene: cops5
Product: COP9 signalosome subunit 5
Exons: 8
Coding region: 191-1195 (334 amino acids)
Biological process (GO): protein deneddylation
Cellular component (GO): cytoplasm; COP9 signalosome
Molecular function (GO): metallopeptidase activity; protein binding; deNEDDylase activity
Source: RefSeq, a predicted model, not a curated record
AGUAGCAGUAGCCACUAGCAUGUAGCCAGCUAAACUCUUGGAUUCUGUAAUUAAUGAAAACAGCUGUUUGGGAAGCACUUACAUAUUUUAAGAAGUGUUCUUUAAAUAAUCUAGUAUUUACUUUAGUUUGCAUUAAACUACAGAAAAUAGGAAAAAGCUAAUUUUUGUAUAGGAGUGAUUAGCUGUAACUAUGGCCGGGAGCAGCAUAGCACAGAAGACCUGGGAGCUGUCGAACAGCAUCCAAGAAGUUCAGAGUAUUGAUGAAAUCUACAAAUAUGAUAAAAAACAACAACAAGAAAUUCUGGCUGCCAAACCGUGGACAAAGGACCACCAUUACUUCAAGUACUGCAAGAUAUCAGCUCUGGCUCUUCUAAAGAUGGUCAUGCAUGCUAGAUCGGGUGGAAAUCUGGAAGUGAUGGGACUCAUGCUGGGAAAAGUGGAUGGAGAAACCAUGAUGAUAAUGGACAGCUUUGCUCUGCCAGUGGAGGGCACUGAGACCCGGGUCAAUGCCCAGGCUGCAGCUUAUGAGUAUAUGGCUGCUUACAUAGAGAAUGCCAAACAGGUAGGGCGAUUAGAGAAUGCCAUUGGAUGGUACCACAGUCACCCCGGUUAUGGCUGCUGGCUCUCUGGCAUUGAUGUUAGCACCCAGAUGCUCAAUCAGCAGUUUCAGGAGCCUUUUGUGGCAGUGGUGAUUGACCCAACACGUACCAUAUCUGCAGGAAAAGUGAACCUGGGGGCUUUCAGAACAUACCCAAAGGGAUAUAAACCUCCAGAUGAGGGGCCAUCAGAGUACCAGACUAUACCCCUUAAUAAAAUUGAAGACUUUGGAGUGCACUGCAAACAGUACUAUGCUCUAGAGGUGACAUAUUUUAAGUCUUCUCUGGAUCGAAAAUUACUCGAGCUUCUCUGGAAUAAAUACUGGGUUAACACUUUGAGUUCAUCAAGUCUGCUAACAAAUGCAGACUACACUACUGGGCAAGUGUUCGAUCUCUCUGAAAAGCUUGAGCAAGCUGAGGCCCAGCUGGGGAGAGGUAGCUUUAUGCUUGGCUUGGACACACACGAUAGGAAGUCUGAGGACAAACUUGCAAAGGCCACACGAGACAGCUGUAAAACAACUAUUGAAGCAAUCCAUGGCUUGAUGUCCCAAGUCAUCAAAGAUAAACUUUUUAAUCAAGUUAACAUGUCUGCCAACUGACUGCAAAAUAAAAAAAAAUCUUGAAUGUUUGUGAACUUGGUCUUGUUGAGCAUGAAUGGAUUGAAAUAAGUACAAACUCUUAAUGUAUUUACUUGUCAAUAAAGCAAUAUUGUUAAAAUUUGA